AAAUUGGUGUGGAUGAUGACGACGGUGAUGGCUAACGUUCUAGGAAACUGCUGUCCGAGAAAGCAUCGACACGAGGAUAAUUAGUCCCUUCGCGGCUUCCUCGCAUAUGGCUGUAUCGACAGCUCCUUCCCUCCAAGCAUUCUUAUCACCUUUCUUGGCUCUACGACAAAUCAAAAUCUUAAUUCAAAGGUGGCACUUCUUUAGCAUUUACAGUUCCAGGCCUUUGAUCGUCUUUGUCCUUGAUAUCAAUUUCGUUGUUGAAUCCAAAUAUCAUCCAACAACUGAAAUGAUCCAUGCUGCUCUUUUGGUUGUCGUUGCCUCCGGGAGUGCAAUUUCUUCAUCAGUGUCUCAUGUUGUUACCUGGAUCUGGAUCGCGGCUGCCUAGUUUUACUAGACCCAGACUAUGUCCUGGCUCCCUGUAAGCAAGAACAAAAGCGUGAAAGGUGAUGAUGAAAU
Aureobasidium subglaciale EXF-2481 is the source of this 456-nucleotide messenger RNA. RefSeq lists its product as uncharacterized. The transcript has a single exon. The record is from RefSeq and is a predicted model, not a curated record. Bases 107 to 385 code for a protein of 92 amino acids. NCBI's taxonomy places the organism in Eukaryota, Fungi, Ascomycota, Dothideomycetes, Dothideales, Saccotheciaceae.